Apis cerana (Asiatic honeybee) is the source of this 1991-nucleotide messenger RNA. RefSeq names its product Cyclin-dependent kinase 1 (gene Cdk1). Gene Ontology annotation, cellular component: nucleus. NCBI's taxonomy places the organism in Eukaryota, Metazoa, Arthropoda, Insecta, Hymenoptera, Apidae. Gene Ontology annotation, biological process: G2/M transition of mitotic cell cycle; protein phosphorylation; mitotic G2 DNA damage checkpoint signaling. Gene Ontology annotation, molecular function: ATP binding; cyclin-dependent protein serine/threonine kinase activity. The record is from RefSeq and is a predicted model, not a curated record.
GAACAUUCAAACAUGUUUAUCAAUAUGGCGUACCGACAUUUGAAUUUAAUCGUUACGUGACGGUAUACUGGAAAAAUUUGUGAAAUAUAUGUGAAAUUUUAUUAUAUUUGAAUUAUAUUAGACAUUAGAAUUUAGAAAAAUAUACACAGAUUAGAAUUUUAAGCGUUCUUUCAAUAUGGAGAAUUUUGUGAAGAUUGAAAAAAUCGGCGAAGGUACUUAUGGAGUAGUGUAUAAGGGAAAGCAUAAGAAGACUGGAGAAAUUGUAGCCAUGAAAAAAAUUCGUUUGGAAAGUGAUGAUGAAGGAAUACCAUCAACAGCAAUUCGUGAAAUUUCUUUACUUAAAGAAUUGCCACAUCCCAAUAUUGUUAGACUAAUGGAUGUUUUAAUGGAAGAAACUAGAUUAUAUCUUAUUUUUGAAUAUCUUACUAUGGAUUUAAAAAAAUAUAUGGAUAAUUUAGGUACUGGAAAAUUAAUGGAGCCAAAAAUGGUUAAAUCUUAUUUAUAUCAGAUUACACGUGCUAUUUUAUUCUGUCAUAAACGUAGAAUAUUUCAUCGUGAUCUGAAACCACAAAAUUUAUUGAUUGACAAAUCAGGAUUGAUCAAGGUAGCAGAUUUUGGACUUGGAAGAGCAUUUGGAAUACCAGUUAGAGUAUAUACACAUGAAGUAGUCACUUUAUGGUAUAGAGCUCCAGAAAUUCUUCUUGGUGCCAAUAGAUAUUCAUGUGCCAUUGAUAUCUGGAGCAUAGGUUGUAUAUUUGCUGAAAUGGCAACCAAAAAACCAUUAUUCCAAGGAGAUAGUGAAAUUGAUCAAUUAUUUAGAAUAUUUCGGAUAUUAAGAACUCCUACAGAAGAAAUAUGGCCUGGUGUAACACAGUUAUCAGAUUAUAAGGCCACAUUUCCAAAUUGGAUAACUAAUAAUUUAGAAUCACAAGUUAAAACAUUAGAUAAUGAUGGGCUUGAUCUUUUGCAAAUGAUGCUUAUUUAUGAUCCUGUGCAUAGAAUAUCAGCACGAGCUGCUCUAAAACAUCCUUAUUUUAAUGACUUGGAUAUUUCUAAAUUGCCACCGGAAUAAUGCAGAAAAAUAAAACGAAUGGAUAAGUGUAUGGUACACAGAUAUUAUGACUACAUAAAUUAUGUCUCAGGGUAUAUUGAAAUAUUAAAUUAUUCAUACAUACAAAAGCAAACAUUUAAUGUUUUUUUUUCAAUGACUUUGUUCAUCAUGUGUAAUGAAAAUUAUAUUCAGAAGAAUAUUAUGUUUAAUCAGCAAAGAUAAUUUUUCUAUAAAAAUUUCGAAGAGGAAAAUAAUUUUUGUACUAUAUUUGUACAAAAGAUGUUUUGUAGCAAUUUGAUAUUUGAAUAAUUCAUCUAUUCGUUUAACUUCAGAUUUUUUUGCGCUUAUUACUUAUUCAUUUUAAAAAAAAUAUUGUGGUAUUAUAAAUAUUCUUAGAUAUCAUUCUAUCAUAUAUUGAAUUAGAAAAUGAUGUUUUUACUAUUUGAAAUAAAUAUUCUAAAUGUUUUAAUUUUAAGAUAGGUAGUACAUUUGGUAUUAUUAGGAAUUCAGCUGAAGAUAUAUGCUAUUAUUUUCUGUAAAUAUUACUGAAAAAUUCACAUGCUUAUUAAAAAUAUAUCUUUUGUAUUUUUAUAAUAAAAAUAAACGACGAUAGUUUAUUUAUAUGUUCUUCGAUACAGGAGAAAUCUCGGUAUCUUCAUCAUAAUUUAUCAUUUUUAUAUUUUUAAAGUUUCUGUAUUUAUAUUGAUAUUUUUUCAUAAUGUGACUUUUCUUUUAAUACAUAAUAUGUAAAUUAAAUUACAAAUUAAACUACAGAAAAGCAAAAGAAUGAAAUCGUAUAUAUUAUUCCUAGAAUGACUAACUUGAUUCGUCGGACGAAAAUGACUCAUCGUAAGCAAAUGUAAUAAAAUUACAUGGUAUUCGUAUCUUCAGCUUUUUUUUAUAAAUCGUUUUUUCUAAAAAAAUACAUGUAUAAUCUAGA